AUGGCUUCGUCCACGACGGGUAGUGUGUCUUCUCACGCUACCAACACCACCAGCAAAGCACCCCGCAUACUUGCCUGUGUGCUGUGCCAGCAUCGCAAGAUCAAGUGCGACCGGCACUUCCCAUGUGCCAAUUGCGUAAAGGCCAACGUCACCUGUACCCCCAGUACCCCGGCUCCAGCGCGCAAGAGAAGGCGACCGAACCAAGAUUUACAAGAGCGCCUUGCGCGAUGUGAAGAGUUGUUGAAGGAAUACGCAACUGCGAAACCUGAGACCCCGCCAUCCCCCAAGCCGCUCCAAAUCCCAGUCUUCGAGGACCCAUAUCUCAAAUGGAAUCCUGCGGGGAAGCUUGUCGUCGAGGACGGCUCAACCCGCUUCAUGGACUCAUUCAUUCUUGGAACUAUUUAUGAUGAAUUGAAGGCUAUGCGAGAGAUUAUCGAUGAUGACAAUGAUGACGAGCCAAGCUCAGACUACAUGACGCCGGAUGACAAUUCCGACUUGAUUAUGGGAGGAGAUUCGCCAGAAACUAAUGUGGACGACCUACAACCCGAUCCUGGUCACAUCUUCCGUCUUUGGCAAAUCUAUCUUGAUAGGGUGAACCCCUUAACCAAGAUUAUCCACGUGCCUACUCUUCAACCGUACUUUGUCGAAGCUACGAGUGGCACCCAGAGGUUACCCAAGAAUGUUGAGGCUCUUCUCUUCUCUAUUUACACUCUUGCCACCGUAGCCUUGUCCCCAGAAGAGUGCCAAGAAAUGCUGGGCUAUUCGAGAGAAAAGGCUCUUCACAGGUUUUCUACGGGCGUACGGCUCUCUCUAAUCCGUAUAGGAUUUCUGAAAUCGCACGAUCUUUUCACGCUCCAGGCAUUGGUGAUCUACCUGAUCUCUUUACAGGGGCGCUACAAUCGCCAUGCAGCGUGGAUUCUGAAUGGUAUUGUUAUCCGUGUUGCUCAGAAGAUGGGUCUCCAUCGCGACGGGGAGCUCCUUGGUCUAUCGCCUUUCGAGACCGAGAUGAGGAGGCGGCUCUGGUGGCAGAUCAUUAUGGUUGAUGCCAAGUAUGCGAUGCUUUCUGGCCUAAGCCACUCACUUCUACCGCGCAGCUGGGAUACGAAGGAACCCAAGAAUAUCAAUGAUGUCGAUCUAUAUCCUUCUGCAACAGAAUCCAUCGUCGACCGGGAGGGACCCACGGAAAUGAUUCUCGUCAUGCUGACCUACAAGGUCGCCAAGUUCUUAGUCCAGAGCCCUGGUCUCGAGGCUCUGCUCCUCAUGAAUGAACUUGAAGCUUUGAAGGGUACAGACGGAGAACACAACGAGCGCAUUCAGGAAUACCGGCGUAUCAUCCAAGGCCUCGCGGCGGAGCUCGAUGCUUUACUCGAUCAGUAUUGCGAUCCGUCCGCGGGUGCUCUCCACGCCAUGGCUAAGCAAAUGAGGCAUCACAUUAUCGACAAGCUCCUAGAACUGGUCGCUCCGGCGGGCCAACAUAUGGAUUGGCACGACGAGGUCAACUCGCACAAGGACAACGCAUUUAGGAUUGCUGUGAAUUCUGUUGAGCACGGCGUUGAUCAGUACAAAUCGGCACACCACCCGGGAUUCGUCUGGUUCAUGCGUCUACAUUUCCAGCUCGAUAUAUUUGUCUAUAUGGUUGGGCAACUAUGUUUCCGCACUAGCGGCUCGCUCGUGGAGAAAGCAUGGGAAACGAUUGAAGACGUCUACACUUAUCACUCCGAACUUUUUGAUACGUCGCAGAAGUCGUACUCACAUCUUGCAACAUUCGUCCUCAAGGCAUGGAAGAAACGAGAAGAAGUUCUUCGAAAUCGGCUUGGGCAGGUUCCCGAAACACCUGCUUAUAUUCAGGCGUUGAGAAAUAGCAUGCCUCAAGACGACAUGAAGAGCGAGGAUUCGGGAAGCGAUCUUGCCAGCCUCCGGCCGAUGGAUGCCACUGGCACCGAUGCUAGCUUUGAUCAGUUCGUCCCAUAUCUCGACUUCAACACGCUGGACUUCGACAUGUGGGGCAACAUGGUCCCCGCUACAGGCGCAGGUGUUCAAGGAAUGGCUGCGCAGGCAUUUCCCUUCGGGCCAGGGCCGCAACCAGAGUGGUGA
This is a messenger RNA of Phaeoacremonium minimum UCRPA7, 2094 nucleotides long. RefSeq names its product putative fungal specific transcription factor domain-containing protein. Bases 1 to 2094 code for a protein of 697 amino acids. The transcript is spliced from 4 exons. The record is from RefSeq and is a predicted model, not a curated record. Gene Ontology annotation, molecular function: zinc ion binding; DNA-binding transcription factor activity, RNA polymerase II-specific; DNA binding. NCBI's taxonomy places the organism in Eukaryota, Fungi, Ascomycota, Sordariomycetes, Togniniales, Togniniaceae. Gene Ontology annotation, biological process: DNA-templated transcription; regulation of DNA-templated transcription.